This is a messenger RNA of Anopheles darlingi, 2493 nucleotides long. RefSeq names its product mucin-2-like. The transcript has 2 exons. NCBI's taxonomy places the organism in Eukaryota, Metazoa, Arthropoda, Insecta, Diptera, Culicidae. The record is from RefSeq and is a predicted model, not a curated record. The coding region runs from base 1 to 2493 and encodes 830 amino acids.
AUGGAAAACAAGUUCGUUUUCCUCCUCUUCUUUGGGGCACUUGUCGGUGCCACGAGAGGUCAGGAGAACCCGGACGAAAGUUUCCUGGUGACGUCUGUCAACAAGCAAAGCUUGCUGAAGGCUUUGCUGCAGCAAGAAGCCACAUACGGACAAAGUGCAAUAGACGGCGAUAGCGCAAGAAGCGCAUAUAGCGUAGCAGGUGGCUAUGGUGCAGCAGGCGGCUUUGGCGCAGGAGGCGGCUAUGGUGCAGGAGGCGGCUUUGGCGCAGCAGGCGGCUUUGGGGCAGCAGGCAGCUAUGGUGGAGCAGACGGUUAUAGAGCAAUAGCCGGCCAUAGUGGCGGAUCGCAUAGCCAUCAUGGAUCCACCCACAAGGAUGAGCAUGGAUAUCACUACAACCGGCCAGACGAUCCGCUGUGUCUGCUAGGCGUUGGCCCUCAUUGUCAGGAAAAGAAACCUGGCAACGACUAUUUGCCACCGUGCUCGGCUGGAGGCCAUGGACCGCACUGUCAGGUUGGAGUACCUGCAGCACCACGACCGCCGUCAUUUGUUCCAGCGCCAUCUCACGGAGGUGCUCCAGUAGUACAGGUUCAGACAUUCGUCUUCGGUGCCUGCACAAAUGGAGGAUUCGGACCAUACUGUUGCACGAACGGAGCCAACACUCCCGACUGCUCGAUAAGUCUUCCACCGUACAUACCGCCACCACCUCAGCCUCCACCAGUGCAGCCUCCUCCGCCACCACCACCACCACCCCAAACACGUCCUCCACCUCAGACUCGUCCUCCAACUACGACAAGACCAAGACCUCCGCCGACGACUACUCGUCCUAGACCGGUAGUAACUACUACGAGACCUGUGCAAACAACGACGAGACCAAGACCUCCGCCAACAACGCCAAGGCCACCGCCUACAACUACUCGUCCUAGACCUCCACCAACAACGCCAAGGCCACCGCCGACGACUACUCGUCCUCGACCUCCGCCAACAACGCCAAGGCCACCUCCAACAACUACUCGUCCUAAGCCACCGCCAACAACGCCCAGGCCACCGCCGACGACUACUCGUCCUAGACCAGUAGUAACUACAACGAGGCCGAAGCCAACCACGACGAGACCGAAACCAACGACUACUCGUCCUAGGCCUCCACCAACAACGCCCAGGCCACCGCCGACGACUACUCGUCCUAGACCUCCGCCAACAACGCCAAGGCCACCGCCGACGACUACUCGUCCUAGACCGGUGGUAACUACAACGAGGCCGAAGCCAACAACGACAAGGCCGCGCCCUGUGCCAACCACGACGAGACCGAAACCAACGACUACUCGUCCUAGACCUCCGCCAACUACGCCCAGGCCACCACCGACGACUACUCGUCCUAGACCGGUGGUAACUACAACGAGGCCGAAGCCAACAACAACGAGACCGCGUCCUGUGCCAACUACAACGAGGCCGCGUCCUGUGCCAACCACUACGAGACCGCGACCAACAACGACGAGGCCAAGACCUCCGCCAACAACGCCUAGGCCACCGCCACCGACAACGGUAUCGUAUCCAGGAACGACACCAUCGGUUGUGUUCCUUGGUUGUCCAAACGGCGGAGUAGGUCCUUACUGCUGUACCAACGGAGGAGUUGGUCCGGGCUGUGCUAUUCCACAAGGUCCACCUUACAAGACCUGCGAUAAUGGUGGCGAACCACCGUUCUGCUGUGUCAAUGGAGGUGUUGGACCGUACUGCGUUGAGUUCCAGCAAGCGGUUGAGGUGAGCCCACCGACGACGAUCAUCUACACCGGUCAGCCGGUGUGUCCCAAUGGCGGAGAGCUACCGUUCUGUGAUCCACCAAACCAACAAGUGAAUCGCCCCACAUUCGCAGAGCAGCAGUCGCCUCAAAUACUGCCACAGAGACCGAUCAACCAGGGAGGCUACGGCGUUCGUCCACAGGUCUCAGGAGUUAGCGUGAUACCCAGCAGUACUGCGGCACCUUUCUACCAGGGUGAUGCCGGUUAUAGUCAGUCCUUUGCGAACUCUUUCGCCCAGGCCAUCACUCCUCGUCCGAUGAUAUUUGAUGGUCAGUCAGCACGUCCUGUGUCGAGAAUAGACACUGAACAGCGCCCACAGCCAACUGCCGGCCCAAUUCAGGUGACUCCAAGACCACAAACGCCUGCGGCACCGCGUCCACAGCCAACGCGCGCCCAGGCAACUCCACGACCACAGCCGUCAGCGGCACCGCGACCACAGCCAACGCGUGCCCAGGGAACUCCACGACCACAAACGCCUGCUCCGCAGCGACAAAAUGUCGCCGCAGCGGCAUCGGCAUCGGCAUCCAGCGGAUUCUCGAAUACGAAUUUCAACAACAGAUCGCCCAUCAGACCGGCAUCGGUGGCAGGCUUCGGACCAGCUAGCGUCGGAGGUUCCAACUUCCAGCGACCACAGUCGGAUGGUUCGAACGCUGAGCAUGGGUUCUACUACAAGGACGGUGAUCAGGCGGUCAUAUUCUAA